CGGGCUCGCGCACGAAAAUCCAUUUACACUCCGGUAGUAGAGCGACAGAGAGAGAGAGAGAGAGAGAGAGAGAGGGCCCUGAUAUCUGAGCAUCGAGUCGCUUCACUCCGUCUAUCAAACAAUCCGCUCGGUUAAAGCCCCGCAGACUGACCGUGUUACACCGAGCAGAGAGCGGCGGUGGUCUCCACGGUAACACACUCUGACGUUAGAGAGGAGCGGUUAGAGAGGAAGAAUGGCGGAUUCAUGCAGCACCGCAGCGGUCGGGGCCGCGGGCUCACACGGCGCUGCUGCUGCUGCCGGGGCCGGGGCGGCGGCGACGGGCUCCACGGUGGCGCAGGACGGAGCUCCUCCAGCUGCACCGGGGACCAAGGUCCCGUCCGAGUCCGUGAAGGGCCAGAUUUUUGACGUGGGCCCCCGCUACACCAACCUGUCCUACAUCGGCGAAGGGGCGUACGGGAUGGUCUGCUCUGCAAUGGACAACGUGAAUAGCUCGCGCGUAGCCAUCAAGAAAAUCAGCCCAUUCGAGCACCAGACGUACUGCCAGCGCACACUGAGGGAAAUCAAGAUCCUGCUGCGUUUCCACCAUGAGAAUAUCAUCGGCAUCAACGACAUUCUCAGGGCACGGCAACUUGACAACAUGAGGGAUGUCUACAUUGUGCAGACUCUGAUGGAGACGGACCUGUACAAGCUGCUGAAGAGCCAGAGGCUGAGCAACGACCACGUCUGCUAUUUCCUCUACCAGAUCCUGCGAGGCCUCAAGUACAUCCACUCAGCCAACGUGUUGCACCGUGACCUCAAGCCCUCCAACCUGCUCAUCAACACCACCUGCGACCUCAAGAUCUGUGACUUUGGCCUGGCACGGAUAGCCGACCCCGAGCACGACCACACAGGUUUCCUGACCGAGUACGUGGCUACACGUUGGUACAGGGCUCCAGAAAUCAUGCUCAACUCAAAGGGCUACUCCAAGUCCAUUGACAUCUGGUCAGUGGGCUGCAUCCUGGCUGAGAUGUUGUCCAACAGGCCUAUCUUCCCUGGGAAACACUACUUGGACCAGCUCAACCACAUACUGGGCGUCCUCGGCUCUCCGUCUCAAGAUGAUCUGAACUGCAUUAUCAACAUGAAGGCGAGGAACUACCUGCAGUCCCUGCCUCAUAAACCCAGGAUCCCCUGGGAGACUCUCUACAAGGCGGACUCUAAAGCUCUGGACCUGCUGGGCCGCAUGUUGACCUUUAACCCCGUGAAGCGCAUCAGCGUCGAGGACGCGCUGGCUCAUCCUUACCUGGAGCAGUACUACGAUCCCACAGAUGAGCCGGUAGCAGAGGAGCCCUUCACUUUCUCCAUGGAGCUUGACGACCUUCCCAAGGAAAAGCUGAAGGAACUGAUCUACGAGGAAACUGCUCGUUUCCAGGAAACCUACCAGGGAUCCUGAGACACACAGCCCGAAAGAGUGGCAAAGCCACACAGAGGCUCGGAACAAGAAGACCCAAAAACGACAUGCUAAAACAAAAAGAAAAAUGCAUCUUCAAGAAACCAACAAAAAGAGAAAACAAGAAAUGAACAUUUAACUGCUUAUCUUUCCAUUUCUACUGCAAGAGAGCUAAGUUUAUCUUUGAUUUCUGUGGUUGGGUGGGGUGGUAGGGUCUGUCGUACUCAUACUGUUUCAGUUUUGUCCAUGUUGGACUCUUCCCUCCUCUCACCUCACAUUUUUGAUUUCCCGUUAAAAGUCCCGCCUCAUCCUGUCCCAUCUCCAGUAACUCACUGUCCCCCCUCCUGUCCCCGAUCAAACCCUGUUUCUCCUCUCCUGCACCUGUUGCUGAUCUAUCUGAGCUCUCUCUCUGUCGCUCCCUCUCAUAUAAACUACCGUAUUAACCAACCACCAUAACUCUCUUGUCUUGCUCCAUGUAAAUUUACAACCUGGAAAAAAAACCUGGGCUAAAAGAACGGGGAUGCUAAUCGGGUGUAUGUAUAUACAAAAAAUAUAAAAGCUUCUUUUUUUUCUUUUUAAGUGUGCUCGUCGCAGUUUUUGUUCGUACACCGUUGUUCGAGUGUUUUCGGAUCAGUUCAGAGUCGUAUCUAUGUUUUUGGGGUUUAUAUUUGCAUUUACACUUGAUUUUGAGACAAACAUUCAAUGUUUUUACAGGCAUGUUGGCAGGUUUCUAGAUUUCUUUGUUGUCGCUCUUCUUUUCUUAAAAAAAAAACAAAAACAACUGUGUAUGAUGUUCAUAUGAAUGCAUGCAUUCCUGAAAUUAACCAAAGUGGCAGAGAGAUGCAGGAAACUUGGCUUGGGGAGCGACUAAGGAAUACCUAUUGUAGUUUUUGAAUCGUACCUUAAACACAUCUUAUUGACCUAUAACUCGUACCAAGGGCAGACAAACUUAACUAGUUUGUGGAAAAGUUGGUUAUAUUCAGGAGGCGCUACAUGAUUGGAACAAGAAUAGAAAUUAAACAGCAUAAAAUAUAGUUUCUAUAAUUGCGUGUUCAUUCAGAUGAUAACCACGCCCCAUUUUCCAGAACAUGCACGGUCCCCUAUGCCACGUCUGAUGAUCAGGAACUACCUGACUUAAGUUUUCUUUUCCAAAAUAUCAGAAUACUGACGUGAGACGCUGGUAUAACGUUACUGUACUGUAUCAACGACGUCCCUACAACAAACAUCUAAUAGCUGAUCCAGUGUCAGUAUUCUAUUCCUAUAUUAAAUUACAUUUAUUUUACAAAUACAUAGCAGCUGAGUGGUGAACAUCACUGAAGCCUUCUGUCGUUCCUCAGCUCCUCAGGAUCCUAAAUUUCCCUGAAUCCUCCAUUUCCAAAGCAACGUCUGGGGACACGCACAGUUUUCUGGAAAAUGGGGCCUGGUUGACGUCAGCCUUUCCAUCUCACCGUGCUGUUUUAUUGUACUGCGUACCUUAUCUGAUACCGUUUGACCCAGGACGACUGUAUGGAGUCAAACGUGUACGCAGGCUGGGGCCUAACGCCGAAUUCCCACCAGAGCAACGGCAAAGCGCGUCCUGUGGCAAGCUGCCAUGCGGCCGUUUGAUCCUGCGGUGAAGUGCGGCCAUACAAAAGUUCAACUUUUAGCAGUGAAGUGCAACCAGAGAGUACCCGUAGCCAGUCAGUAAACAGAUCCUCUGACAUGUUGGCCUAGAAUUUCUUCCCGCCUGAAACAUGAAUCGACUUCCCCGGCCGUAGAAAAAUUUAAUUCUUGCGUUGAGCCGCACUUCGCCGUUGCCUGGUGUGAAUUCGGCGUAACUGAAAUCUAAACAAAUUCCUGUAUUCAAAGUGGCCAUACUUGAAUGCGGUCUAGAGAAGGGCACUUUAGCUCUGGGCUCAUUGAUGUGUGUUGAAUGUAAAUGGCCUGAAUUUCUGGAGUCUGUCACCGCAGCUUUAAGCGUUCGCCAGUUGUGAACUUUUUUUACAAAAGAACGGCGCCUCUUUUACGACUACUGAGAAAACUGUUCACGCAGCGUUCACGUCAUGUAGGAUGGACGGAUGGAAAGAUGUCGGAGCUUUCAGAAAAAGCCGUAACUACGACUUUGACUAUUAGUCAAACCCAGGAAUGUCAGAGUGCUGUACAGUUAUUCCUGCUCAGUGCACAGCCAAGCGACCAUCCUCACUUCGUGGUUGUACAGUGUAUAAACCCUCUGCCUGUUUUCUUUUUUGCGCUCCUGUUCCCUCGCCCCCUUCUUCGCCUGUGUGUGUGUGUGUUUUCCUGGAUGUUUAUUCUUCAAUGUGGGUGAUUUUAACGCUAUUCUCAGAUCAUGUUUCUCUGAGUAUGUGUGUGUGUGCAUGUGUAUUAAGUUCAUUGUUCCUGUCGGUGGCUGCUGCUCCCUCCUCUCUUUGUUCUGGAUGUGACUGUACUAACGUCUGAUUGGUGGAGCACCACCACCUCAGUCUGCACUAAUUUCUGCCUGUUGCACUGGGACCAGUAGAGAAGCCCCCCCCCCCCCUCCAAAAUGGACCAACACAUGCACUGGAUCCUCUCUCUAUCUCUCUCUCAGGGCAGGCCUGUGAUGUUAGUAGACUCGCCGGCCUCGCCCUCUCGCAGCAAAAAUCAUUGAUUAGUUUUUUUAACGGGCUCGCGUCUGUUUUUCUCAGAAGCCAUAGCCAGCACUCUGGGAUCGGUGUGAGGCUUUUUGGUGCAUGUGGUGAUACUCAUCCUUUUGUUCAACCUCCCCGACUCUCACCACGCUUUACUCAAAGGGCUGCCUCCCCUCUUUCCUCCUCCUCCUCCUCUUCCUUCCCGUUCUGUCUGCUUCUCCACAGUGGGAUUGGUGAAGACCCUCUUAACUCAUAUCACUGACUUUGCUGCCGCUUUCCCUCCUCCUCCUCCUCCAGAGAAUCAUUGCCCCAGUCACAUGGAUGGUCAUACAUGCAGGAAACUCGCAUAACUCAAUCAGCACGCCUGCACUUUGUCUUUCCAGCCACGCUCUUUCUCUCUUCUCUGAGGUUGUUUUUGUCUCGUUAUCAGCUUUAAGUUUCGCCUGCUGCUGCUGUGUGUGUUAAAGCUCAUGGACCGUCUGCAGUGAUUUAAGUGUUUGUGUAUCUGCUCAUCAGUAACAUAAAGCCAAGACUCUUUUUGUCCUGUGUGUGUGUGUGUGUGUGUGUGUUUUGGGCCCUCUCCCUGCAGUUACCUGUGCUUUUUACAGCUUUACUUUCUCCUUUUUGAUCAACACAAAAGCAGAUAUUUUGUCUGUAUUUCAUAUGUAUAUUUGGUCACCAGUCAACCAGGCCCUGCUUGCGUUUUUUUCUUCUCUCCAACCGACCUGCCACCAGACCAAACAUCUCACUGGGUAACCAUGGGAACGAACCAAGAGGACCACAUUUUUUGCAAAUCCUCCUGACACACUCACACACACACUUCCUCUCUCUUUCUGAGGAGUGCAUCUGUGUGUUUGUGAAAAGUUGCACUUAAACACACCAUAUACAUUCACACAGUAUCGACGAGUCUAAAGGCCUGUCCGUCGCGAGGCCUGUUUCCGGAUAUUGUUGUUUUUAAAUGGCUGUUCUUAUUAUUGCUAUUGUUGUUAUAUUGGUGAGUUGUUGUAUUUUCUUUUUCUUUUUUCUUUUUUCUUUUUUUUACAUAAAAAGGGAGUUAAAGUUGUAUCAUUUUUUAAAAUAAUUAGGAUGUUUUUAUUUGUAUUUUUUUUCUUCCUUAUUUCUCUUAUGGGCGUGAUUAUUAUUGGCAGUGUUUUCAAUCUUUCUGAAACCUUUUUUUCUCUGAUUUUUUUCCCCUCUCAGAUCUUAUAAGGAAUUAUUUUAAAAGAAGAUAUACGUAGAUUGUCAAAGAGAUGCGAGUUAUUGAGGGUUAUAGUCUGUAUAUUCUAUGGGUAUUAUGAAUUAAACAAUUAACAAAGAAACAGAAUUAUAUACAUAUAAUUAAAUAAAAUUUCCUGAUACUGUUAAA
Messenger RNA from Sebastes umbrosus (honeycomb rockfish), 5398 nucleotides. It is a transcript of the gene mapk3, whose product is annotated as mitogen-activated protein kinase 3. Gene Ontology annotation, molecular function: ATP binding; MAP kinase activity. Lineage: Eukaryota; Metazoa; Chordata; Actinopteri; Perciformes; Sebastidae. The coding region runs from base 233 to 1429 and encodes 398 amino acids. The record is from RefSeq and is a predicted model, not a curated record. Gene Ontology annotation, cellular component: nucleus; cytoplasm. The transcript has 9 exons. Gene Ontology annotation, biological process: intracellular signal transduction; protein phosphorylation.